AUGCCAGAUUAUGCUCGCCCGACCCUUAGUGCAGACUAUCGAGCUUUUGAAGAAAUAAUGCGUAUGACACCGUUAGCACAACUUGAUCCAACGGCAGAUAUACUUACUAUAAUCAAAGAAUUACGUUUAGCCUUUACAAUGGGUACGACUGUUCCUAAACCAUCACAGUGUCAACUCAAUAAAGAAGUAUUUGAGCAUGAUGGACAUUCGGUAGAUGCCUACUGGAUUGAUUAUCACCAGAACAAUUUUCAAAAAAAUUCUGAUAAAAUAGUACUCUACUUUCAUGGUGGUGGAUAUAUGUUAGGUGAUAUUCAUAGUAAGUCAUAUUUGUUAUGUUCAGACAGAAGAUCAAUCUGUUUUUUAAAUAUUUUCACAGGCUAUAGUGGGUUUGAAUGCCAUUUGUCUCGUCUAUUCAAUGUAACCAUGCUUCAUUUGGAAUAUCGGCUUUGUCCGGAACAUGCAUUGCCCGCAGCUGUUGAUGAUGCAGUUGCACUUUACAAUGCACUUCUUCACCAUAAUAUUUCAUCAUCUCAAUUACUUUUUAUGGGUGAUUCAGCUAGGGGUGGUCUUUCUUUAUUAACAGUUCAAGCUUUACUUAUUCGUCAACUUCCUCUUCCUCGUGGUGUUAUUGUUCUAUCUCCAUGGACUGAUCUUUCAGCGUCUGGGGAAAGUUAUAAACGCAAUCGUCAAAUUGAUGUAGUAUUUCGCGAUAUGAAAGAGGACGAUGGUGGUACUGUUAAACUAAUGUUAGGUCCUAAUACUUCUCAAUUAUCUGCUGAUAAUCCUAUCUUUAGUCCUUUGUUCGGUUCAUUUGAAGGAUUUCCACCAAUGUAUAUCAAUGUGGGUACAGCUGAAAUAUUAGAAGAUGAUUCAAAACGAGUUUUAAAAAAAGCACAAGAAGCAGGUGUCGAUGUAAAAUUUGAAGAAGGUUUACAUAUGAUGCAUGUUUAUCCAGUGUUUUUUGCUUAUUAUCCUGAAGCACGAAAUACACUUCAGAAUAUUAACAAAUGGAUUCAAACACUCGAAUCAAAUAUAGAAUGA
Didymodactylos carnosus is the source of this 1041-nucleotide messenger RNA. The record is from the annotation of a GenBank genome assembly. NCBI's taxonomy places the organism in Eukaryota, Metazoa, Rotifera, Eurotatoria, Philodinida, Philodinidae.